UCGCUCCGCGCAGCCCCAGAGAAGGCGGAAGCAGUGGCGUCCGCAGCUCGGCUUUGGCCCGCGGGCGGCCCGCGGAGGUGGCGACGUCGCCCUUUGGCCCCCGAGUUUGACGUCGGAGCAGUCUCAUCUCGGAGCGCAGUGCCUGUGUCCGUCCCCUACCAGCGUCUUGGCUGAGCAGAGUCCUGCGGCUGGGGACAGCCCUGCCCGCCUGGUUCGGCCGCCCGGCGCACUUGAGCGAAAUCUCCACACUGAGCAUUUGGAAGUCCUUACAGAGUUUUAGACCUGGAAGAAGAAACAAAGAUCUAAAUGGUUAAGUAACUUGCACUAAAUCACAUAUCCAGUAGUGGCACAUGAUCACCUGAUUCCUGUGAACUUUUCCUAGCACUGAGCUGCUAGCCAUACUAUGCUCUUCAGCUCUGAAUACUUGAAGGAACUUCAACAACAUGGAUAAGUUCUUUAGUAGAGCAAGUGAUAAUCAAGUUACUAUGAGUCUACUAAAUUGUGAAAACAGCUGUGGAUCCAGCCACUCUGAAAGUGACUGCUGUGGGGCCAUGGCCAGCUCCUGUAGCGCUGCAACAAAAGAUGAUAGUGUGGGUGGAACUGCCAGCACGGGGAACCUCUCCAGCUCCUUUAUGGAGGAGAUCCAGGGAUAUGAUGUGGAGUUUGACCCACCCCUGGAAAGCAAGUAUGAAUGCCCCAUCUGCUUGAUGGCAUUACGAGAAGCAGUGCAAACACCAUGCGGCCAUAGGUUCUGCAAAGCCUGCAUCAUAAAAUCAAUAAGGGAUGCAGGUCACAAAUGUCCAGUUGACAAUGAAAUACUGCUGGAAAAUCAACUAUUUCCAGACAAUUUUGCAAAACGUGAGAUUCUUUCUCUGAUGGUGAGGUGUCCAAAUGAAGGUUGUUUGCACAAGAUGGAACUGAGGCAUCUUGAGGAUCAUCAAGUACAUUGUGAGUUUGCUCUUAUGGAUUGUCCCCAAUGCCAGCGUCCUUUCCAAAAAUGCCAAAUUAAUAUUCACAUUCUGAAGGAUUGUCCAAGGAGACAGGUUUCUUGUGUAAACUGUGCUGCAUCAAUGGCAUUUGAAGAUAAAGAGAUCCAUGACCAGAACUGUCCUUUGGCAAAUGUCGUCUGUGAAUACUGCAAUACCAUACUCAUCAGAGAACAGAUGCCUAAUCAUUAUGAUCUAGACUGCCCUACAGCCCCAAUUCCAUGCACAUUCAGUACUUUCGGUUGCCAUGAAAAGAUGCAGAGGAAUCACUUGGCACGCCACCUACAGGAGAACACCCAGUCACACAUGAGAAUGUUGGCCCAGGCUGUUCAUAGUUUGAGCCUUACUUUAACUCCCGCUCCUCCCACCCCUGAGGUCUGGAAUUUCCAGGAAACUAUUCACCAGUUAGAGGGUCGCCUUGUAAGACAAGACCAUCAAAUCCGGGAGCUGACUGCUAAAAUGGAAACUCAGGGUAUGUAUGUAAAUGAGCUCAGGCGAACCAUUCGAACCCUUGAGGACAAAGUUGCUGAAAUUGAAGCACAGCAGUGCAAUGGAAUUUACAUUUGGAAGAUUGGCAACUUUGGAAUGCAUCUGAAAUGUCAAGAAGAGGAGAAACCUGUUGUGAUUCACAGCCCUGGAUUCUACACAGGCAAACCCGGGUAUAAACUGUGCAUGCGCUUGCACCUUCAGUUACCUACUGCUCAGCGCUGUGCGAACUAUAUAUCCCUUUUUGUCCACACAAUGCAAGGAGAGUAUGACAGCCACCUCCCUUGGCCCUUCCAGGGUACAAUACGCCUUACAAUUCUUGAUCAGUCUGAAGCACCUGUAAGACAAAACCACGAAGAGAUAAUGGAUGCCAAACCAGAGCUGCUUGCUUUCCAACGACCCACAAUCCCACGGAACCCAAAAGGUUUUGGCUAUGUAACUUUUAUGCAUUUGGAAGCCCUAAGACAAAGAACUUUCAUUAAGGAUGACACAUUAUUAGUGCGCUGUGAGGUCUCCACCCGCUUUGACAUGGGUAGCCUUCGGAGGGAGGGUUUUCAGCCACGAAGUACUGAUACAGGAGCAUAGCAUGCCCUCACUUGUUCAAAAACAACUACCUGGAGAAAACAGUGCCUUUCCUUGCCCUGUUCUCAAUAACAUGCAAACAAAAAAGCGGCGGGAAAGAUGUAGUAUCUGCUAGUGAGCGUUGUUAGAGAUGUCACUUACUAGUUCUUUCUGUUACAAAUGAUCUGAGACAGUUUUUUCCUGGGAGUCCACACGUUCCACUUUUUCAGAAAUGUUAGGCCUGAAGUGCCUGUGGCAUGUUGCAGCAGCUAUUUUGUCAAUUAGUAUACCUCUUUGUUGUACUUUCUUGGGUUUUUAUUCUGGUAUGUUUUAUUGUCAGAAAGCCCAGACUCAGAGUACUAAACUUUUAAUAAUAAUGGACUUUCCUUAAAACUUCAAUCUAUUUUUAUAGUAUUAUAUGUAAUAUAUUAAAUGUGAGAAUCACUACCGCCUUGUGCUGGUGCCCUCAAGAAGAGUUAUUGCUCUAGAAAGUUGAGUUCUCAUUUUUUUAACCUGUUACAGAUUUCAGAGGAUUUGAACCAUAAUCCUUGGAAAACUUAAGUUCUCAUUCACUCCAGUUUUUCCUCCACGUUGUUACUAAGGAUAUUCAGGGAUGAGUUUAAACCCUAAAUAUAACCUUACUUAUUUAGUAUAAACAUGUCUGUUGAAUAAUACUUGUUUGAGUAUCUGCCUUGCUUACGUAUUUUCUUGAGGCUGUGAAGUAGUGUCUUCCCAGAGUUUAUAAUACUGAGAACCAUGUGGAUACCAACCGCUCAGUGUUAUGCUAGGGAACCUUUUUGUCUAUUCAGUGCAGAGUGAAUUUCACAGCUCUGCAUAUGUCUUCAGCUGUCUGAGGCUUACAAGACAAGGAGAUGGACACAUAGAAUCACCAACAUAAAAAUUAAAAGUGACUCAAGUAGUCAGGCCAUGUGGCAUCUCAUUGGUGGUGACAAACUAUUUGAGCCAGAAGUCUUCAGCUCUUUUGAAUACCCUCUUGUUUAGUUCAGUUAAAUGGAACAAAAUUAAUUUCCUAAAUUCAGAAUUUUUUAAAACUUGGGAGAUGAUUGGCGAUAUCAAAGAGGUCACUAAACUAAGAAGUCACAGUGGUUAUAUCACAACUUAGCUUGAGUAAUUUGCUUUAGCCUAGCAACCGCAGGUUCUGAGAAGGAUCUUGUGGAAUGUUUUCAAAGUAGCCAAAUGUUCCUAAUAGGGAAAGAUGAUUUUUUUGGUGUGCCAUCAUGUAUUUGUUAAAGGUCUGUAUACAGAUACAAAAAAUCAUGGAAUCUAGUUCUUAAGGAGACCCACAAUUAGUAUAGGCUUAUAAAGGAUCUAAAGAUAGAUCCUGUAUUUAAAGUCAUCUGGUACUGAGAGAUGACAUUGUAUUCCUAGAGAGCCCAAAUCGGCAUCCCCAACCAGAGUUCAAGAUCAGCCUUAAUUUCAAGAGAAAGCCAAGGACCUCGUCUGCAGAUGAGUGUGGUUUUCAGCCCCAGCCAGUGUCACUUUGAACUUUCCCUUUGCUUUUUUCUCUACUCUCCCUCCCCACCCACCUUUAGGCUCCUGAUCUGGUGUGUUUGUUAUGGAGUGAAAAUAAAAGUCAAGCAGAGACCUUGUUCCCGGUGCCACCAUUAGUACCACAAGCUCAUGGCUAGUUAACCACAUUAUUUCCUGGCAGUUUGUGUCCUUCAGCCUUGCCUUCCAACCAGCUCCUCAGAAUCACUGCAUACCACCCUUUAGGUCGGGAUACCUGCGCUGCUGCUGUUCCUGUGAUUGUUUUACAAUGAAUAAAUAAUUGUUAAGUUCCAUUUAAAAAGUAAUCAGUUGUUAUUUUUGUAUUUGCUUAGAAAAAGCCUGAAGGAAAUAUACUAAACUUUUUGAUGGCUUAUUUUCCUCUUUGUGCUUGCUUAUAUUUUUUACAUUUUCUGCAGUAAAUGUGUACUUUUAUCAGAGAAAAAAA
Molecule: messenger RNA, 3987 nt
Organism: Sapajus apella (tufted capuchin)
Lineage: Eukaryota; Metazoa; Chordata; Mammalia; Primates; Cebidae
Gene: TRAF6
Product: TNF receptor associated factor 6
Exons: 8
Coding region: 444-2057 (537 amino acids)
Biological process (GO): regulation of apoptotic process; protein K63-linked ubiquitination; positive regulation of JNK cascade
Cellular component (GO): plasma membrane signaling receptor complex
Molecular function (GO): tumor necrosis factor receptor binding; zinc ion binding; ubiquitin protein ligase activity
Source: RefSeq, a predicted model, not a curated record